Parnassius mnemosyne (clouded apollo) is the source of this 264-nucleotide messenger RNA. The record is from the annotation of a GenBank genome assembly. NCBI's taxonomy places the organism in Eukaryota, Metazoa, Arthropoda, Insecta, Lepidoptera, Papilionidae.
AUGUCAUCCAAACUACCACAAACUACUUUAAGCUUAAAACAGUUUCUCUUACGUCAAGAAGUAUUAAAAUUAUACAGGGAAAUAUUCAGAACGUUGAGACAAAUACCAGACGAAAGCACACGUUCAGAACUGAAGGUUUGGGCCAGAGCAGACUUUAGAAAUAAUAAACAUCAUACUGAUGAAUCAGCAAUUAGGAGCAUGUUGUAUUAUGGAAGGAAAUCAUUGACAGAUUUAAAAAAAUCAUUAGCGCUUAGUAAAAGCUAA